AUGGCAUCCGACUUGCCACAAUUCAAAUCUGAGACUACCACUACGACACGACGAUCUCUACCACCUAGACUUAACAAACGAAUACUGGUGACUUUGGCAGUAUCCGGCAUCUUUUUCUUACUAUAUUUGAAUGCUCGAGUCACCACACCAUCAUCAUCCGGCCCUCAAGAUAACCAGCCACAACAAGUGAAUGACCCUAAUCUCGCACCUCCACCACCCAAUGGCAAUGUCAUUGUCCCAUUGCCACAAGACGAAGACGAAGACGACGGCCAGGAUACAGUACCCGAUUUAUUAUCUGAAGGCGACGAGGAACAACAAGAAGAGGAUAAUGUCCAUACAUCGAAUGAGAUCAUCAAUACAUCCAACCACUACAAGUAUUUGGUAGUCAUUGCAUCCACUGCCGACCAAAUGACACGUCGACAAUUGAUUCGAGAGAGAUACUUUGGCUUACGCGACAACUUGCUUCCUUGUAUGCGAUUCAAUGCGGAUACAAUGUAUACGUUCUGGAUCCAUGGUGGGAGUGUCACUCCACGUACAGCUGAACGUCGACGUUAUGAAGCUGAAAAGAUGGAAUGGAAUGAUCUUGAAGAGCUCCCUGCUGGUGUCUCCUUUACACAAGCUUCAGUUUUAGAAUGGGCGGAGACCACAUUGGCGGAUCGGGGAAUCAGCUAUGACUAUUUGAUUGUGCAGGAUAUUCACACGUUUGUUCACAUCGCUGGUAUUCGUCAAGAAUUGGAGCAUGGUGUUAUCAGUGAAGAUUCAGAAUCACCUGUGGCUGUGGAUCAUACAACAAACAUGGUUUGGGCUCAAUUCACCAACUCGGAUCAAGUGGAUGAUUCUCAAGUGUUUGUGGUGGGCGCAGCAGCUGCACGUGUAGCCCUUGAGAAACGUAACGAGAUCCAGUCAUCAUCGCACUUGUUAACCGAUCUAUACCACUACUAUCAAUCCAAUGAAGUUGACCAAGUCAAAAAUGAUGCUACAGUGGAAUUUGGUGAGGAUGAAGGCGAGGCUGAAGUUCAAGUACAAACGAUGCCGUUAUUCAUUCCAGAAGCACAACGCUUUAUGCGAUGGGAAAACAAUGUUGAGUCUGUGCACGAGGAUCAUGCAGCUGUCACACACGUCUACCAGGAUACAGAAUUUGUUGAUUUAGCACGAUGGACAUCGCUUGAACCUGUGCGUGUAUGUUAUCCACCUAAAUCAGCUUACAAGCCAACUCUCCAACAAAGUCCUAUGGAUGACGAUGAAGAGAUGACACUCUCCCAAGAUGACCUAUCAACCACUGUCAACAAAGACCAACCAUCCAUUGCAUUGAUGACGUCUUCUUUUAUUUAUGAUGAUAAUUGCAUGGAGCCAUCAGCGACCAAGGCAGCUCUCAACAAGCGUAAAUAUGCCGAACGACACGGUCAUACAUUUGUUGCCAGGUCUACAGAAUUUGCUCAGCAACGUGGACGAAAGACUGUAUGGGGAAAGGUGGAUGCUGUUGAAAAGGUGCUACCCAAAUACGACUGGAUUUUUUGGAUGGAUAUGGAUGCUGUUAUCAUGAACCAGGAGCACUCAUUGUUCGAAUUGCUGGAUGAUUUGCGUACACGUUAUGGAGAUGGACAAGCGUUUGAUGAGCAUGUCGAUCUGAUUACAGCCAAGCCACGAGGUGACCCAAUGCUCAAUGCAGGCGUAUUUUUCUUGCGUAAUACCGAAUGGAGUCGCCAAUUCUUGCGCCAAGUGCAACAAGUCACCGAAUGGUACAAUAGAAGGCCAGCGUAUGAACAAGGUGCCAUGUGGCAAAUCAUGCUCAAACCUGAAAAUCAGCCUCACAUUUACUUGCUCGAAAAUGAUGACCAUACUUUCAACACCUUCCCCAAGCGAUAUCAACCUGGCGACUUUAUUGUGCAUUUUGCACCCGAUAAAUGUCCUAAUGCAUUGACGCUUCAAGGUCUGGCAGCAGCCGAACGUAUCGAAGUUGGCCAAAUGGUGACGGCCGCUGAUUUGAUGUAA
This is a messenger RNA of Lichtheimia ornata, 1992 nucleotides long. RefSeq lists its product as uncharacterized. Bases 1 to 1992 code for a protein of 663 amino acids. The record is from RefSeq and is a predicted model, not a curated record. Gene Ontology annotation, molecular function: glycosyltransferase activity. Lineage: Eukaryota; Fungi; Mucoromycota; Mucoromycetes; Mucorales; Lichtheimiaceae. The transcript has 3 exons. Gene Ontology annotation, biological process: protein N-linked glycosylation. Gene Ontology annotation, cellular component: Golgi membrane.